Prosopis cineraria is the source of this 1258-nucleotide messenger RNA. RefSeq lists its product as uncharacterized. The record is from RefSeq and is a predicted model, not a curated record. The transcript has 8 exons. NCBI's taxonomy places the organism in Eukaryota, Viridiplantae, Streptophyta, Magnoliopsida, Fabales, Fabaceae. The coding region runs from base 248 to 991 and encodes 247 amino acids.
UCUUUUUUCCCGUCAAACAAAACAAUUAAGAAGGACAUUACUUUAGUAAGAUUUGUAAAGUUAUCUCCCUUCAAACUUCUCGAAUUAACUAACCUUCAAGACAACGAACAAGAAGAAUUUCCUUCUUCUGUGGCAUUAUUGAUGCCGUGUCAGUUUUCUAUUGGAAGCGUGGAAUCUGUGACCGAACCAUCAAUUCUACAUGACCAUUCGCCGAUGAAGCGUCGAGGAAGACGCGGGGAUUAGAAAGAUGGAGCAGCCAAAGUCUCCAGGGACUGGGCCGGUUGACCUCAGAGAUUGUAUCGAUCAGCUCUUGAAGUUCGUUCUCCAAUCUCACAUCGACGAAACUUUGGAAUUGGAUCUCGGGCUUUCCAGGGACUACUGCUGCAAUCUCCUCAGAGAGGAUUCUCGAGAUCAAGGAGAAGGAGUUCCUCAGUCUCCCUUGUACAAGCGCCUUGCCUUACUUCUGCACGAGUUAAUAACUUGUACGAAGUUGUGUGGGACGAAUAGGACAGCAUGGAGGGAAAUGCUUGCGGACAAGGGUUCUGAACUUCUAGAUGUUUUCAAUGCUAUCAACUUUGAACUUCAUGUUCAGGAGCCUUUUUUUACACAAUUAAAAGGUGGGUUGAAAACAAUUGAAGGAAGGUGUGCUGCUGGAAAUUACAAAAGGAUUGCGGCAGGAUCUUUAAUUCUUUUCAACAAAUGUUUGGUGCUUGAGGUUGAGGAUGUUCAUUCUUAUAACUCAUUUUCUGAGAUGCUACUAGCAGAGGGUCUCCAAAAGGUCCUUCCUGGAGUCAGAACAGCUGAAGAAGGUGUAAGUGUUUACAGGAAGUUUUACACAGAAGAGAAGGAGAGAUCCAAUGGCGUGGCAGCAAUUUGUGUGACAAAACCAGCUUCCCAGCCGCACAAUAUAUUGGCUUCAAUAAUAUCUAAAUUAAGCUACAGCGGCAUUGAAAGCAUCUUGAGUAGCAACACCCAUGCAGCCCUUACAUGAUAGACUCAGCUCUUUAUUAGCGGAAAAAAUAAUCGAAACAUUUCGGGAUCAAAUCGACACAAUAAAUUGCAGAUAUCAGUGUACUUCUAUUGAACUAAAACUAUUGAAUAUGAUUUUAGUUCCCCGGUUCCUUCCUUUUCUAAAGGGAAAAAGUUAAUUUGACACCACUUUUUUGUUACCUGUUGCAAAGCCAUCUUUUCUGAAACACAACGUGAUAACUGAUAAGAUAUGUACCAACGGCUUUUUCUUGGGCCCUGGACCCUUUAA